Megalobrama amblycephala (Wuchang bream) is the source of this 2488-nucleotide messenger RNA. Its product is annotated as DLA class I histocompatibility antigen, A9/A9 alpha chain-like. NCBI's taxonomy places the organism in Eukaryota, Metazoa, Chordata, Actinopteri, Cypriniformes, Xenocyprididae. The coding region runs from base 332 to 1372 and encodes 346 amino acids. The record is from RefSeq and is a predicted model, not a curated record. Gene Ontology annotation, cellular component: external side of plasma membrane. Gene Ontology annotation, biological process: immune response. The transcript is spliced from 8 exons.
CUUUUUCUUGCGAUCAGGUUUUGUGCCGAAUUCAGGUAGUGACUUCAACGAGGGGGUGAUAAUUUUGCAGACCCCCGAAAAAAAAAAAGUGAUUAGCUCCGUAAUCUGUACACGACUUGAUGAUGGCUUCAGUCCACUUAACAGAAUAAUAACACAACACAGUAGUUCAGCAUAGUGACUGAUGACUCGAUGAUUGAGUGGGCGGGGCUUCUGUAGUUUAGUUCAGGUGCGUUCAGAAAGGUGUGUUAAGAAGAAAAGACAUCGGCUUCAACUGGCUUUCUAGAAAGAUGAUUUAAAAAUAAGACUGUUGUGUCUACAUGUUAAAACAAACAUGCGAUCCUCUGUGCUUCUACUACUCGUCGGGAUUUCUCUCUCAUUUGCUGGAAAACACUCUCUAAAAUAUAUCUACACUUCUGUGUCUGGAGACAAGAAUUUUGCUUCAACUGGACUGGUUGAUGACGUACAGUUUAUGUACUUUGAUAUCAACACAAAGAAAGCUUCACCAAAAACAGAAUGGGUGAAACAGAACGAAGAAUCAGAUUACUGGGGCUUUCAGACACGUUCAUUAAAAGAACAACAUCAGUGGAUUUUAAGCACCAUCUGGACAGAGUCAGCAGGUGAGCACACAUACCAGAUAACCUACGGCUGUGAAUGGAACGAUGAAACUGGGAAAACAAAUGUGUUCCGUCAGUAUGGAUACGAUGGAGAGGAUUUCUUGUUUAUGGAUAUGAAGAGGGAUAAAUGGAUAUCUCCAAUGAGGCAAGGAUUCAGCUUGCAUAAGAGGUGUGACAAUGAAACCAUCCGUUUUAAUUAUUGGAAAAACUACCUUGAAAUGGAUUGUAUCGAUACAUUGAAGAAGCUCCUGAAGCUUGGGAAGAGCAGCCUGGAGAAAACAGUCUCUCCUCAGGUGUCUCUGUUACAGACGAACUCCUCCUCUCCAGUAUUGUGUCAUGUCACACACUUUUAUCCCAGUGAUAUUACAAUCACCUGGAUGAGAAACGGACAAGAGCUUUAUAAGGAUGUGAAGGUUGGGAAACUUCUUCCCAAUGAAGACGGCACCUUCCAGAAGACUGUGAUCCUCCAGACUGAACCUGAAGAGUGGAGGAAGAAUGAGUUCAGCUGUGUGGUUGAACACCAGAGCAAAACCUUCAGAAAGACUCUGACAGAGAAGGAAAUCAGGACUAAUAAUGAAACAGCUGCUCCGGUUGACGUCACUGUUGUUGUUGUUCCUGUGGUGACUCUGUCACUGUUGCUCAUCAUUUCUGUCAUUGUGUAUUUGGUAUAUCAGAGGAAAUUGAAGUCAGGAUAUGUUCCUGCUAAACCGUCUCCCAGUGGCUCUGAAAGCUCAAGUCAUUCAUCAAUAGUGGCGUGAGACAUGAAUCUUGAGACGAGAUCAGACGAAUGUUCGAGGAGAAUCAUCAGAUCUCACUCAUAUAUCUACUAUCAUCUUCUGUUUCCCUCAUUCAUCACAUCAUUUAUUCACUUUAUGAAUAUCGAUGUACUGUUUAUUUUUAUCAUGUCUUUUUCUUGGAUAUAUUUUUAACAAAUUACCUUUUAUUAUAAAAUGUAAUAUGUAUAUAACUUUAUCUAACAGGGUUACCGAGGGCUUUUCAUAACUGUGAUUUAUUCAUUUAGCCUUGCUGUCAAUAUGUGCUUAUAUGUUACUGUUUAUUGAUAUGUAUAUUAAAGCAACAUAUCAAUAAACAAAUAUCUUUUGAGUCUUUUUAUAAUCAAGUUAAUAAUCAAUAACCAACAGCGCUCACCUCUCCCUUUCUAAGCAAAAUAGAGAAGCUACGGUGGCCGUCUGGCCGACUCAAGACAGAUGUUAGCCAGACAAGCCAUGAGGUUUCUUCUUACUUCUAACAAAGAACGGUCUCUGCUUCUAAUGAACCAGACGACCACUACUGCUACUGCUUCGUGCGUAUUCAAUGUAGUGACGAUGCAAGCUGCCACUAAAAACAUGAAUGUUUUAGAAGAAGAACAACAUAGUGACGAAACACGCUCUGUAGAGCAGUUUGUCCAUUUAGGGCUACUGUAGAAACACGGCGGCGCAAAAUGGCGACUUGACAUGGACCCGUGGUGUAUAUAGAUAGAAAUAGCUCAUAAAAACAUAACGGUUCAAUAUGUAAGGUCUGUAUACAGCACUGAAAACAUAGUUAUGUAUAUUAUAUUGCAUUUCUGUCAAGAGUUCCUCCCAAAUUUUGCACACUGCACUUUAGAAUUUAUUUUACUUUGUCGUCUUCAAACACUAGAGAAUAAUGAUGAAUAUUGUCUGUACCUCUCACUGCGAGACAUAUCAAUAUGUUUUGGGGAAGUGUCCUGUUCAACAUCAGCCUUGAAUUAUCAGUGUAUCUGUGUAUGUGUGCUGUUCUCCUGUGUUUCCUCAUGUUGGCUCCUAGAAGAGCAGUUCUGUGUCCUCAGAGGGUCACUCUGUGCCUAAACCUGGUGUCAUCUGUAUAAUAAAUGGAGACAUGCUUAUGUCUAUCAA